AUGAGAACUAUUGAAAAGUCCGUUAGAAUUGCUCACUCACAAGGAAAGAAUUGGAAAACGGAACUUUAUCGGUUUCUCCUAGAUUACCGUACAACACCACAUGUUACUACAGGAAUUGCACCGACAGAUCUACUCUUCAACCGACAAGUACGCAACAGACUUCCAGAUAGCAACGCAGUGAUCCCAGAAGGAAAAAGGAGAAAUCCGGAAAAAAUAUCAUCGGCAAAGACAAGUCGUGAAGCUGUACUUCAACGCGAGAAAAGAAAAAUCAAGGAUCGGGCAGAUAUACGAAACCGAGCGAAAGAACUGCAAUUCCGUGUCGGGGAUUUGGUAUUGUUGAAACAAAGUCAAAGAAAUAAGUUAUACCUACCUUGGGACCCAUUACCAUAUCGCGUAACAAAGAUAAAAGGAUCUCAAAUCACAGCAAAACGCCGAGGAGUGAUGGUCACACGAAAUUCGUCACAUUUCAAGCGUGUAAUUCCUUAUAUGCAAGAAGUAGACGAUCCAUAUUCAAACAGUAGCGAAGAAGAAGAAGACGGAGAAGGGGCAGUCCAGCAACAACAGGAUGAUUCAGGAAAUGAGAUUGAAAGUGAUUUAUCAGACGAAGAUACUGACAACGCAGAGCAAGACCAGCCAUUAAGUCGAUAUCCAAGAAGAGGAAAUCGAGGCAUUCCACCACAAUAUUAUGAAGAAGAAAUCGGUUGA
This is a messenger RNA of Dendronephthya gigantea, 705 nucleotides long. RefSeq lists its product as uncharacterized. The record is from RefSeq and is a predicted model, not a curated record. Gene Ontology annotation, molecular function: nucleic acid binding. The transcript has a single exon. Bases 1 to 705 code for a protein of 234 amino acids. NCBI's taxonomy places the organism in Eukaryota, Metazoa, Cnidaria, Anthozoa, Malacalcyonacea, Nephtheidae.